GCCUUGGCUGCCGCCAAAGCCUCCCCAUCCUGGCCCUCGGGGUACAACUUGCACGUGAAGAACGGCUACAUGGCCGUGCCUCACUGCCCGGCUUCCAGCCAGGGAGCGGUGCUCACGAGCCUGCGGUCCUCCCUGCACAGAGUGCGCUGCCUCUCCGCUUGGGGAGUGCCGGCUGUAGGUCUGAGGCCGGAUUUCCAAGAUUUCUCCACGGCUUCACACAAGGUUCACAUGGUCUAUGCCUCUGCCAUUCCAGUCAAGGCAUACUUGAACGCCGGGAAUCUGGACGUGGGCUUUCAGGAGGAGAUAAGUCGCUUCAUCAUCAUCAGCCAGUACUUCGGUGCUCUCCGCAUGGCUGCGGCAGCAGCCAAGCCACCAGCUAAACAGCGCGUGGUGCUGAUGCCUUUGGGAGGCGGCGUGUUCAACAAUCGCAGCGAGGUGAUUGCUGGAGCCUUGGUCACUGCCCUGGAGGUCCUUGCUGACCAAGGCGUGGAUGUCUACUCCAGGCUGGACGUCCGCCUCUUGGCUUUCCGUGGCAGCGCUGGAGAGCAGGAGCGCAUGGCCAAGCUCUUCGGCAGCCUCGCUGCACCCGGGCCAGCCGGGCCG
Messenger RNA from Symbiodinium necroappetens, 603 nucleotides. The record is from the annotation of a GenBank genome assembly. Lineage: Eukaryota; Dinophyceae; Suessiales; Symbiodiniaceae.